CUUGGUGCGUGAGGCAUUAGCAAAUCCUGGGAGUGGAUGUCUGGAUAAAGAAUAUAACUAUAGGUACAAGUUACUGCUAUUUUAUUUUCAAGACAAAUAAACUCUUUGCUGGAGGCCAAAACAAAUGAUCUUUUGAGAAGCGCAGGCAAAAUACUUGCUCAGGAAGCCCAGGGUAUUGAUGAAUGCUCGUACAUCCAGCGAAAUCAAAAUCCAGAAUGUUACAGGUACUUAUAUAAACUAUAAUUUCGCACAAGUCCUAUGACAGAAAAGAGUGACUUUCUGGAGAGAGAUUCUGAACAUAACUGUGAAGUUGAAAACGGAAUAAGUUCUCCUGUCGACGAACCCAAACUUAACCACGAGCUUUAUUCAGGCAAGGAUGAAAUAAACGACCGAAAUGUUCUUCCAGAACCUACUGAAGGUCUAGGUCUGAAAGCUCAAAAUCGGUAUUUGAAAGCGAAAGUCCGCGUACUAUUAGAAGAAAAUCAAAAGCUCAAUUCACAGAUGACUCAUCAAAAUGAUGAAAUUGUUCGAAUGAAAAGUCGUAUGCAAGAACUGGAAGAAGAACGUAAUCGGUUACAUCGAGUCACAUCUGCACAUUCAUCUCAGUUAGAGAAAAUGAAAAAAAGCUUGGGCGAAACACGAGUUCACUGUAAUGAACUAGAGACAGAAAAGACUAAUUACAAGAAGGAUUAUGAUUCACUUAAACGUAAUUCUGAUCAGCAAGUUCUCGAAAUCAAAUCUUUGACUACACGUCUUAAUCGUGCAAUUGAAGAAUCUGACCGUUAUAAAGCUGAAUUAGAGAAGGUCCGUUCAUCUACACGUGAGAGCGUUGGAUCUAUGCGUCAUAAUAUGGAUGAUUUAAUGGCUGAAAAUAAGCGGUUAGAAAAGCAAAAAUCCGAGUUAAUUUCAACAUUUAAAAAGCAAAUGAAAUUGAUCGAUAUAUUGCGCAGACAAAAAAUGCUAAUCGAAGCCUCUAAGUGCUUACAAAUCACAGAAGAUGAAUUUCUAAAGGCUCUCGAUUGGUAAUGUCUUUCAACACAAGCAUUUUCCUCGUAAUAUAUUAAUCUUCUGAAUAUUCAUAUUAUCAAUGAUUAUUUACGUUCUAUAUGCUUUAUUCAUUUAACUUUUCACAUUUGUAUUGUCUUUAUACUAGAUAAAAUAUAUAUCUGCU
Molecule: messenger RNA, 1171 nt
Organism: Schistosoma bovis
Lineage: Eukaryota; Metazoa; Platyhelminthes; Trematoda; Strigeidida; Schistosomatidae
Source: the annotation of a GenBank genome assembly